UUUAGUUGUGCAGAAUAUAUAGACACAAAUCAAACUCAUUAUUUUCAUUGCGUACAAGAGUGUUCAUCAGUUAUGUACCGGUUCAUAUGUCGACAUUAAUCUAACGUUAAAUAGCCAACACUUAUUAGUACCAGUCAUCGUGUGACUAUAAAACAGAAGUAAGAACUGACAAAAACGAAGUUUUCUGACGCCGUAAAACAUGUACGGACUAAUAUUGGUGAUAGCGUUACUAACGCCGAUCGGGUGUUCCGAUGUUCCACGAACACCGGUAAUUCAAACGAAUUCUGGACCAGUCCAAGGCGUCAUAUUGACCACUGUAUGGGAAUCACAAGAAUAUUCAGCCUUCAAGGGCAUUCCCUAUGCAACUCCACCAAUUGGAAACCUCAGAUUUAGGCCUCCUGUUCCACCCGAAUCAUGGAACCAAACACGGGAUGUCAUUAACGAUACUAAUUCGUGUCCUCAAGAGGGUCAUGGUGUUUAUAGUGGAAAUGAAGAUUGUCUAUACUUGAACGUGUAUACUCCAGAGACAACAUUCAAAAAUAUAACUCUGAAGCCUGUUAUGGUCUGGAUUUAUGGCGGCUCUUUUCUUAGAGGAAAUGCUAGCUCAUCAGUUUAUGGACCUGACUUUUUCAUGGAGCAGGACGUAGUUAUUGUCACCUUUAAUUAUCGUCUCGGUCCUCUAGGAUUUUUAUACCUAAACCAUACACUUGCGCCUGGCAAUGCCGCAAUGUACGAUCAGGUGAUGGUCUUGGAAUGGGUUCGAGACAACAUCGUCGCGUUUGGAGGUGAUCCAAACCAAGUGACGCUCUUUGGACAAAGCGCUGGCAGCGCGAGCGUGACCUAUCAUGUUCUGUCCGAGAGAUCCAGUGGUCUAUUCCAUCAAGCCAUCUGCCAAAGUGGAACUCUAACACCAUAUUUCUACAGGACACACGAGGAAGCGUUCAAUAAUGCUAAAAAAUUAGCUGCAGCUCUUGAUUUCCAUUCUGAUAGCCCAAAAGAGCUAUUAGAAUUUUAUCGUCAAGCUGACCCGAAAGAUCUGAUGACAAAAACAAACAAAAUUUUCUCAAUUUUUACCGACCUAUCUCUUCCAUUUACACCUGUGAAGGAUAAUCCUAAUUUAAUAGAUUCUAAUCACAAAUUCCUCCCCGAGUGUCCAAUAAAUAUAAUGACAACUCAAAAAUUCAAUAAGAUGCCUAUGAUUGUAGGCUUCACACACGAUGAAAUGUUAGACUUCACUGAAGGCGUGUACCAUACUUUAAAUAUUACAAUAGAUCUCUGGGAACGAAUCUUCCCAAUUUUACCAAUCGAGAUUCUCAAGUUGUAUGAUUUGGUCAAGACUGUAUCUGUGGAUGCAUCAGAUUACAUCAUGAAGGGACCAAUUGACUUUACCCAAAGACUGUACUCGCAAGGUGAUGAUGGAAACCCUAUUUAUUAUUAUCAAUUGUCGUAUGUGUCGAAUUACUCCAUGCACAAACUAGAUGGUAUUCCUGUGGAUGGCAUCGCUCACUACGAUGACGUUGGAUUGCUUUUCAAUGUCCAAAGAUUGGACGCUCCUACCGAUCCGGAGUAUCCUUUCAAUCAGAUGAGGCAAAAAAUAGUCACCUUGUGGGCUAAUUUCGCAAAAUAUCAAAAUCCAACUCCUGAUGAUGCAAACCCAUUGGAUGUUAUCUGGCAACCAUCUAACAACUCUGGUCGAUUGCUGAACAUUACUGAUAACUCCCAAAUGAUAAAUCGUAAACAAGCAAUCAGUUCUGGUGCCUUGGAUACAGAGAAAUUCCUUUAUCUCACUAUGCCUAUUACAAACGACUGCAAAACGGUCAUCUAUCCAAACUUUUUUAGCAUCUUCAGCAUUCAAGAUUUAAUCUCUUAAGGAUCACAAUGACCAUAUCCCUUCUAACCCGCAUAGCCAAUUGAUCUCCUACGAUUUUUGGAUUACAUUCUUUAAUAUCUUAAAGUAAUUUUACUUUAAAUAUUCUUAUUUUCUAAUAAUGAAAGGACAAGAGAUUACAGUUACAAAUUUUAUUCGAAAAAUACUGUACCAGGAACGAACUAUAUUAUACUUUACUGCGAACCCGGCCUUUACUUGACGAGACUUAAAUAUGUAAAAGCUACAAUUAAUGAAAAAGAAUAAAGUAUCAGAGACAAUGUAU
Molecule: messenger RNA, 2150 nt
Organism: Eufriesea mexicana
Lineage: Eukaryota; Metazoa; Arthropoda; Insecta; Hymenoptera; Apidae
Product: esterase B1
Exons: 11
Coding region: 200-1870 (556 amino acids)
Source: RefSeq, a predicted model, not a curated record